This is a messenger RNA of Trifolium pratense (red clover), 1074 nucleotides long. RefSeq lists its product as uncharacterized. The record is from RefSeq and is a predicted model, not a curated record. Gene Ontology annotation, biological process: protein folding; chaperone-mediated protein complex assembly. The transcript is spliced from 7 exons. Gene Ontology annotation, molecular function: Hsp90 protein binding; protein-folding chaperone binding. Bases 203 to 886 code for a protein of 227 amino acids. NCBI's taxonomy places the organism in Eukaryota, Viridiplantae, Streptophyta, Magnoliopsida, Fabales, Fabaceae. Gene Ontology annotation, cellular component: cytosol; nucleus.
AGGGGAAAGUACUAGAAGUGAUUGUGUCAUAAAAUAUCAACAGUCAUAGUUAAACCAUCCUAUAAAUACCCCUGUUCCUAAAGUGAUAGCUGAAUAAGUGUCAUAUUUGGGGUUUUUUCUGUCGCCAACCAAAUAAGGAAUUAGGGUUUUACACAGUGCCUACCUUUUUCCUCUUCGAUUUUCUUCAAUCAAAUCUAACAUCAUGAGUCGUCAUCCUGAGGUUAAGUGGGCACAGAGAGUAGACAAGGUCUACAUCACAGUGCAGUUGGCUGAUUCCAAAGAUGCUAAAGUCGAUCUUACUCCAGAAGGUGAUUUUAUCUUUUCUGGCAGUGCUGGAGCUGGUGACAAUCAGUAUGAGCUGAAACUGGAGCUCUUUGACAAGGUUAAUGUAGAGGAGAGCAAAAUCAAUGUAGGAGUGCGAAGCAUAUUCUGUGUAGUGCAGAAGGCGGAGAGUGGAUGGUGGAAGAAGUUGCUGCGUGGAGAAGGCAAGCCUCCACAUUAUGUGAAAGUAGAUUGGGAUAAAUGGGCUGAUGAAGAUGAGGAUGAAGCUGGUGAUGUGGACAUGGGAGGAAUGGAUUUCUCGAAAUUUGGCGAUGAUGGAAUGGGAGGCAUGGGAGGCCUGGGUGGAAUGGGAGGCUUGGGUGGAAUGGGAGGCCUUGGCGGAAUGGAAGGAUUGGGAGGAUUGGGAGGAAUGGGAGGACUAGGAGGAAUGGACUUCUCUAAAUUUGCUGGGAUGGGUGGUGAUGCAUUGGAUGAUGUUGACGAAAGUGACGAUGAAGAUCAAGAGGUGUCGAAGCCUGGAGAACAAGCUGCUACUGAGCAUGAUGCUGUCAAGAUAGCUGGUGAGGCAGCCACAGAGAGUAAAGAAGCUACUCCAAGCACAUAAUAACCUUGCAGUGCAAGAUUUCAAGAUGCUUAUAAAGAUUGUCUGAGUGAAUUUUUCCUCUAUGUACCAUUCGGUGGUAGUUUAAGUGGGAGACGUUUGUGUCCUCUUUGCUUUGUUGACUUAACCGUAGGAUAUUGUAUAAUUGAGAUUUAUUUAAUGCAUGAAUGAAUGGCGGUGAUUUGUUUCUA